UUUAUGUAGCUAUAGGUGUGGCUUAAACAGUCAUAUUGAAAGUGAAAGCAGCUCAGCUUUACACAAAGCCUGUCCUUCAUGCUUCGUUCGGUUGCAUUUUACUCUCCUUGUCCAUUUGAAGAGAAUUUACACCAUAAAUCAUGUCUUCAGUGAAGGUUAUGCUUGUAGUUUCUCUCUUCAUCCCUGCUGUGAGACCCGGUUCAGGUUUGUUUGAAUUGGAAUGCCUACCUGCAGUUGGAAUUCUUGCUCAGACCACAGUUAUCAGAUGUUUUUUCAAAGGCAUCAAAGAUAUUCAGAUACUUGGAGUUUAUUUAACAAAAGCUGAAGAGAAAGAGCCAUUUUUUCAUCAAGACGGUUCAGAAAGAUCAGGAGAUCCACGGUUUAGUGUUGAAAAUUUAGAAGUGGGUCCAUCUCUGCAAAUCUCUGACACAACGUUUUCUGAUGAGGGCAAAUAUCGUUACCGUGUUGUAACGGACUGUGGUGUUAAAGAAAUACAACUUAGCAUCAGUGUCACAGCAAAGUACAAGGAUCCUGUCACAAGCAUAUGGCCUGAAAAUGUAAUCGAUGGAGGAUCUGCCAGCCUUUACUGCAAUGCUACUGAUGGAUACCCAGAAGGCUUCAUCCAUUGGUUUGACCGUUAUGAAACCAACUGGACCGUAAAUUCAGAGAUGACAAAAGUCCCCAAGAACAUCAACGGUGUAAAAUCUGUGGCUUUGUCUAGCAAACUGACUUUCAAGACUAUCAACUUGGGCCUGGAACCAUUUAGAUGCAUCGUCUUUAAUAGCAAAUAUGUAAAAGAUGGAGAAAACACCCUGGGGAUCAUAUCUGCUAUAAGUGAUGUUAAUAAGAAGAGUUCUUCUGGAUCUAAUACAACAAACAUUGUCGCUGGUGUGAUGGUCAUUGGAUCGCUUAUUGCCGGCCUGCUGUUUGCUCUGUUGUGUUUCAGAAAAAGAAAGGAUAAGGAUACCUUUAACAUUCAUUCUAAUGGGAUGGAUGGUCCUCUGUAAUGAUCUGGAAAAUGAUGACAGCAGCUUCAGGAGAUGAAAUUGAAACUAUAAACCCUGAUUUUCAUACUGAGGUCAGUGCAGCCGCCAUUUGACUGAAACAAAAGUGAAGCCAUAAGGAAAAUGGCAGCUGUUUCAGGAACAAUCAGUAAGCUUCUCUUUACAUUUACAAUCAAAUGUGGGUUUAGAGAUCAUGUACACUUAUAACUAUCAAAUGUAUAACUACAUCAGUGUAAACACAGAGUUUUAUUAAAGAGGUUCUUGGAGGUUUGCUGAAAAUUGUAGGAAAGAGUUUGCAAAAGUGUUUUGCAAAAGUGCCUAAUGUUUUUUUUUUUUUUUUUGGACAGUCAAGGUAAAUGUAAAAUUGGUUAAAUAUGUUAUUGAUGUUAUAACAGUAACCAGCUUAUACAAACAAUAACAAGCAAUGUUAUUACUGUUUCAUUUUUGUUCUGCUUUCUUUAACCUGGUCAAAAAUCAUUAUUCAAGCUUAUUUUAAAUGAACAAAUUUAACAAAACGACAGCUGUAAUUUUCAGCAAUAGGAAUAAUACCCAAAUCUAAAUCUACUUUUGUAAAACUGUUUUGUAUCCAUCUAGGAAGUUUCUCUUCACUACUGCCACUUUUGGCUUUACUCACUGAGGUUUUUUUUUUGGUAAUAUUUUUUGUAAAGCAUCUUAGUAACAAUAUUCAUGCUUAUUCAGUAAGCGUUAUACAAAUAUAUUUGAAUUAAAAAUUUAGUUUCUCAGCUUUAUACGUCAAACAUACAUAAUGUUAAUGCAAAUAAUAAUAAUAAUUCACAUAAAAUUUUAUGUAAUUGUGUCUGUACUGCUGCCAUUGUAUCACUGGUCACUUACGCUUCACAUCAAUGAUAAUUCAACUUUCAUUUUCAGAUUCUGUUCAUUUAAAAGUGAAGUGCAUGAUGCAUGAUUUGUAAUGCGGAGAUUUGUCAGCAAGUACAGAAACUGUGAAUAAAGCUGUGUACCAAUAAGAGGAGUAGUUUCUGUAAAUACAAGGAAUGCUGUGGUUUUGAAGUAGGAGGGGUCAGAAUUAAGGAUGUGUGUGUUUUCUCUCUUGAUUUGGAAUAAAAACUAUGAAAGAUAUGCCUGUUUGUAAAAUGUAGCUUGCAGAGAAACCUUGAAUCUUUAAGAACUUUUGUAUUUCUUGUUUUAUUUUUAACUGUACUCUAAUAAAAGUAAUAAAAAUUG
Cyprinus carpio (common carp) is the source of this 2207-nucleotide messenger RNA. RefSeq lists its product as uncharacterized. Gene Ontology annotation, molecular function: protein homodimerization activity; protein heterodimerization activity. Gene Ontology annotation, biological process: cell adhesion; angiogenesis. Lineage: Eukaryota; Metazoa; Chordata; Actinopteri; Cypriniformes; Cyprinidae. The record is from RefSeq and is a predicted model, not a curated record.